Nymphaea colorata (pocket water lily) is the source of this 1746-nucleotide messenger RNA. RefSeq lists its product as uncharacterized. Bases 299 to 1654 code for a protein of 451 amino acids. The record is from RefSeq and is a predicted model, not a curated record. The transcript is spliced from 5 exons. NCBI's taxonomy places the organism in Eukaryota, Viridiplantae, Streptophyta, Magnoliopsida, Nymphaeales, Nymphaeaceae. Gene Ontology annotation, molecular function: protein binding.
CCCUCCCCUUCCCUCCUCCCUUCCCUUUCCCUCCCUCGGCCUUCUCCCCUCCAAUCUUUCCAACAACCCGAAAACACGUCACCCCUCAACCUCCCUUCCCAUACGAACAAAAGAAUACCGUGAAACCGCCGACGAGUAGCCGGAAAACCGUCCGUUCUCCCGUCCGGGUUGCCAGCCAAGGCCGCGGUUCCUCUCGCGAGUUCGUUCCGGAUCUUCCUGUGCGCGGCUUCCCGGCGUUCAACCACCGCUGGCGGUGAUGAAAUAUGCGCGGCCGCGAGGCUGACGCGGGCUGGAGGAGAUGGAGGCCGCGGAGUCGGUGAUAUGGGGGACGUGGGAGGCGCUCGUCCUCGGCGGGGCGGUUCUCCGCCACGGGACUGCCGCUUGGGACGCCGUCGCCGCCGAGGUCCGCUCCCGAACCCUCUUCCCGCACCUCUUCACCCCCGAGGUGUGCAAGGCCAAGUACGAAGACUUGCAAGGGCGGUAUGGCGGGUGCGAUGAAUGGUUUGAAGAGCUAAGGAAGCUCCGAGUGGCAGAGCUACGGAGGGAGUUAGACAAAUCUGAGGACUCUAUUGGAUCUCUGCAGUCGAAGCUUGAUGGUCUCAAGGCCUCAAAAGGAGACAGUGACUUCGAUUGCGAUUCUAGCCGGAGGGAAUUGUCGUCACGAGCGGAGAAUGUCGAUGGUGGGGAUUCUACUGGGAAGGAGAAAUCAAAAGAUGGUUCUUCAGCCGGUAGCUUCACGCAGGGCGUGGAUGAGGUUAGGAGGGACUGGUCGCAAGAGUGCCAGGUUCCUGCUGCAAGAGCUGGAGAAGCCGAGGGAGUUGGGGUCGCUGUGAAGUUGGAGGAGCUUUCGGAGGGUUUGGAGAAGUCGGAAUUCAAGACUCUGAAGAAGAGAAGAGGGAGGAGGGGUAGGAAAGUUGGUGGGGGGACAAGGGAUGGUGGUGGUGGUACAGGGGAAAGUGACGUGUUGAGCUCCGCCAAUACUCUUGUUGUCAAAGAGACUGAUGAAACGAUCGGAAAUCAUGCGAAGAUCGUCAAAGUUUCUGGUGGUGAUUGCAGAGGCAAGGAAAGCGUGGGGUCUAACUUGGACUGGGUGCCGCAGUUUCUUGAUUGCAUCAUGGAACAUAAGGAUGGAGCUGCCUUCCGUCGCCGGCUCGAGAGUCAGAAGAGAGCUAGAUACAAAAAAUUGAUCCGGAGGCAUGUGGACCUGGAGAUGAUAAAGAGAAAUGUUGACAAAAACUUCUACACCACAAGUUCGGAGAUGCUGAGAGAUCUACUGCUGUUACUGAACAAUGCUCUGGCUUACUACCCAAAAAAUUCACCUGAAUACAGUUCAGCCAUUACUUUCCGGCAAUUUGUGAGGAAGAAGUCGCGGGAGUUCAUGGAUAAGGAACAAGGUAGCAGUAAGAAGUGCGUUCUUCUUGCAAGCCGAGCUCCAAAUCCGGUAAAGCCUCGAAGCGUUCGGCCAACCAAGCACCACGGUGUUGGAAAAGAUGCUACCGAGAACAAGGUUCCAAUCACUAGCAACGGCAAUGGUGAAGACGGAAUCAGGUCGUCCCUGCCCGUGAAGAGACGUGCAGGGCAAGCCGCAAAGAGUGUAGAGGAAAGAAGAGCAAAACGGGUAAAGGGCGCUUCAGGCAAGGACAGAAAAAGGUGAAAACGACGGCCGGAGAUGUUUUUUACUUCUUGGACUCUCUGGUUACUGUUGUAAAAUUUUGUUUAUGUAUAUCCUCAUCUUUUUUCUUUUUC